AGCAGACCUGCAGUCCAGACAAGACACAUUUAAUCCAGGGUCUCUCAACAGCGCAGUCUCUGCCAAACACCGAGUGUAGACAUGGCUGCUGCCAGCUGUCUGCUGACUGAAGAUCAGUUCCUGUGCUCCAUCUGUCUGGAAGUGUUCACUGAUCCAGUCACCAUACCAUGUGGACACAACUUCUGUAAAACCUGCAUCACUAAACACUGGGAUAUUAACAUCCCCUAUCAGUGUCCCAACUGUAAAAAGCUUUUCUACCGAAAACCUGAGCUGCAGGUCAACACUUUCAUCUCUGAGAUGGCUGCUCAGUUCAGACAGUCAGCUCAACAGAAAGCCAGCAGCAGCAGCAGCUCAGAGCAACAAGUUUUCAAACCAGGAGAAGUUCCCUGUGACGUCUGCACUGGAACCAAACUGAAGGCACUGAAGUCCUGCCUGGUGUGUCUGGUCUCCUACUGUGAGACUCACCUGGAGCCUCAUCUGACAAUGUCAGGCCUGAAAAGACAUCAGCUGAUCAACCCUGUGGAGAACCUGGAAGACAGGAUGUGUAGAGAGCAUGAUAAACAGCUGGAGCUGUUCUGUAAGGAUGACCAGAUGUGUGUCUGCAUGCUCUGCACUGUUUUGGAUCACAAGACACAUGAUGUUGUUCCUCUGAAAGAAGAAUGUGAAGGAAAGAAACUCAAGCUGGGGAAGACAGACGCUGAAAUUCAGCAGAUGAUCCAGAAGACACAACUGAAGAUUGAGGAGAUCAAAUGCUCAGUGAAGCUCAGUCAGAGAGGUGCAGACAGAGAGAUAGCAGAUGGUGUUCAGGUCUUCACCGCUCUGAAGGAGUCUGUUGAGAGAAUCCAGGCCGAGCUCAUCGACACGAUCAAAGAGAAGCAGAGAAAGACAGAGGAACAGGCUGAAGGCUUUAUUAAAGAGCUGGAACAGGAAAUCUCUGAGCUGAAGAAGAGGAGCACUGAGGUGGAGCAGCUGUUACAGUCUGAAGACCACCUCCACUUCCUCCAAAGCUUCACAUCCCUGAAUGCUGCUCCACCUGCUAAGGAUCUGACAGAAUUUAACAUCUGUCCACCUUCAUAUGAGGGGACUGUGAGGAGAGCUGUGAAUCAGCUGGAGGAGACACUCAGUAAAGAGAAGAAUAAGCUGCUGGCUAAGGCCAAGCUGAAGAGGGUCCAGCAGUUUGCAGUGGAUGUGAUACUUGAUCCUGACACAGCACAUCCCAACCUCAUCCUGUCUUAUGAUGGAAAACAAGUUAAACAUGGUGAUGAAAUGAAGAAUCUCCCAAACAAUCCAGAGAGAUUUGAUAAUUGUGUCUGUGUCUUAGCAAAGCAGAGUUUCUCGUCAGGAAGAUUUUACUUCGAGGUUCAGGUUAAAGGCAAGACCUACUGGGUAUUAGGAGUGGCCAGAGAGUCGAUCAACAGGAAAGGAGAUAUCCCACUGACUCCUCAGGAUGGUUACUGGACGAUAUGUUUGUGGGAUGGAAAGGAGUACUAUGCUCUCGCUGGCCCUGAUGUCCAUCUCUCUCUGAAGUCUCGGCCUGAGAAGGUGGGGGUGUUUGUGGACUAUGAGGAGGGUGUGGUUUCCUUUUAUGACGUUGAUUCUGCAGCUCUUAUCUACUCCUUUACUGGCUGCUCCUUCACUGAGAAACUCUUCCCAUUCUUCACUCCAUAUCCUAAUGAUGAUGGUAAAAACUCUGCCCCCCUGAUCAUCUCUCCUCUCAGUCACACCGGGUGACUUUCUAGAUAUUCUUUCCAUAAGGCAAUAAUUUUAUAUUUCUUGAGGGUGCGUGUGUGUGUGUUGCAGUGUGUUAACAGCUAAUCUCGCAAACUACUGGACCAAUCAGCCUCAAAUUUUGUGUGCACAUUUGUGACUAUGCUGAAGAGUCUCCCUUCGUUGUGGGGAUUCACGGUAGUUGGAAAACGGGUUUUAUUGACUAUUUUACACUGCCAUUAACUCCUCACUGCUAUUUACUGACCGGAAGGAGCCGUAUGUUUUUGGGAGAUUGGCUUAGCUAAAAACAACAAGCCUUACUGUCUGACGCAGGCCACAUUUCAGCUAUCAUUGUGGCUAAAAAUCUGAUAUCCAUAGAAAAUGUUGGUAACAUUACAAAUCGCGUCAUCUGCAGAUUAAUUCCAUACCAGAUACCUCAUGAUACAUUAGUGUUAGACACAACAGGAGAUAAAUUAGUCCCUGUUUUGUUUGCUUCUCCACCAUCUUGACUCUAAAGCUGAAAACACACCUGCGCCACCAUGACGUGGUGCAUUAUGUGACGCCUCUAGCACACACGUGUCGUGCUGCAGCUCAUCAACAGACAACCACACAAAGUUAUUACUGCUUUAACUGAAACAUCUGUACUUCCUCCACCUGUGCAUUAUCUUAAAAUCACGCGUGGACGGCUUGUAAUUAAACUUAAUUUCUCACCUGACGAGCUGAUCUCCAGAGCUAUGACUUGCCAGGCUGUGUCUUUUUGGCAAUUGUCUAUAUAAUGACAGGAUUGUGGGUUGUUUACUUUGGGGUAUUAAGUAUAAGUCUCUCAUCAUCCAUUCUUCAUCACACAUGAGACCGAGCAACAGCAACAGAGUUCUCUUUAUACAUCAAUGGUGAGGAGAGGAGUUGAGCUGCCAUAGGAGCAGAGAAAAAGAGCUGCUAUGAGAGUUGGUAUGAGCAAGCAAAAAGUGAGUGGGGGAAAAAUGCAUUUAAUUCUGGGGGUGACAAGGCUGGAAAUAGGACAGCAGUGUGAAGUUCCAUGGGGGGGCACGUCCAGGAGCAUCAAUGUGUGUCUAGCCACCACCGGUGUGUUUUGGCCUUAAGUGAGCCUGGAGGGACAAUUCCACUGGGCACAGCUCCAACUGCAACCUGAUUUUGUUAGGUCCACUGCACAGUGCCAUACCUAGGGUUGUACCGGUAUGAGAUUUUCAUGCUACGAUAACCGUCUCAGAAAAUAUCACAGAAUUUAAAUUAUUACCAGCCAGAAUGACCCUUAAAGGAAUCUUAGCCAUAGAGAUAGGGUAAGGAGCUCGGAGUAGAGCUGCUGCUCCUUCACGUUGAAAGGGGUCAAUUGAGGUGGUUUGGGCAUCUGAUCAGGAUCCUCCUGGGCACGUCCCACUGGGUCAGACCCAGAACACACUGGAGGGAUUACAUAUUUCAUCUGGCCUGGGAACGCCUUGAGGUUCCCCAAAGAGGAGCUGGAAAGAGUUGCUGGGGAGAGGGACGUCUGGGGUGCUUUGCUUGGCCUGCUGCCCCUGCAACCCAGUCCUGGAUAAGCGGAUGAAAAUAGAUGGAUGGAUGGAUGGAUGGAUAGAUUUGUGUUUCUCCCAUAAUUAAGUAGGAAGUUAAAUGGUCUCUUUUUAUUGUCUGUAUUGAUUGUGUUUAUUGUUAUUUUCUACUUUGUUGUUCUGUAACUUACAGACAUAGUUAAUACUGUUCUAAGUCCACUUAUGAAUCCAUGGAUCAAAGAAUU
Messenger RNA from Epinephelus fuscoguttatus (brown-marbled grouper), 3457 nucleotides. RefSeq names its product E3 ubiquitin-protein ligase TRIM39-like. Lineage: Eukaryota; Metazoa; Chordata; Actinopteri; Perciformes; Serranidae. The record is from RefSeq and is a predicted model, not a curated record. Gene Ontology annotation, molecular function: protein binding; zinc ion binding. Bases 82 to 1731 code for a protein of 549 amino acids. The transcript has 2 exons.